Pyricularia oryzae 70-15 is the source of this 1523-nucleotide messenger RNA. RefSeq names its product MYG1 protein. NCBI's taxonomy places the organism in Eukaryota, Fungi, Ascomycota, Sordariomycetes, Magnaporthales, Pyriculariaceae. The coding region runs from base 299 to 1432 and encodes 377 amino acids. Gene Ontology annotation, cellular component: cytoplasm; nucleus. The transcript has a single exon. The record is from RefSeq and is a predicted model, not a curated record.
GGCUGUUGGUGGUUGCUAGGUAUUUUUUUCCACCUCUUCUCCGCCAGUUUCGGUUUGUACUUGUUGUUUACAUCUCAUACCUUGCAUACCAAUUUUGCUCAUUACGAUUUACGACCCGUGAUCGUCACGGCUACCAACUACAGUCACUUUUCAGUACACUCUGCAGAAUCCACGUCCAACGGUCUCAUCUCAAUCCCUGUAAUCGGGACCUGGACAGCUUGCAUACUUACUUGGGCAGGUGAAUAACAAGUUUAUUCCCCUUACCAACUUGACACCCCAAAGAACCCGCCGGUUUUGAAUGUUCCGCCGUUUGGCCGCACGUCAGUUCAGAAUGGCCGAGAGCGCAGCAAAAAGACUCAAGACUGAGGGUGGGUCGUCUGAGGGCCCUGUCACCAUUGGCACACACAAUGGUCACUUCCACGCCGACGAGGCUCUCGCUGUGUAUAUGCUGCGGCAGCACAUCCCCACAUACGCGGGUGCCUCCCUUGUGCGGACCCGCGACCCGGCCGCCCUAGCCCGCUGCCAUACUGUCGUCGACGUCGGCGGCGAGUACGACGCGUCGACGCUGCGCUUCGACCACCACCAGCGCACCUUUUCCACCACCUUCCCCGGCAGGCAAACCAAGCUGUCGAGCGCGGGUCUUGUGUACAUGCACUUUGGCAAGCAGAUCAUCGCCCGCCGUCUCGCCGAUCCGGACUGUGAUAACGAGGCGACCGUCGACAUGCUCUACGCCAAGCUGUACGAGAACUUUGUCGAGGCCCUCGACGCCCACGAUAACGGCAUCUCAGCCUACGACCCGGCCGUACUGGCGACGGCGAGCAACGGCCAGCCGCUGCAGAAGCGCUUCUCGGACGGCGGCUUCACGCUCGGCGCCGUCGUCGGCCGCCUGAACCCGAACUGGAACGACCCGAUCCCGGAGGACCCCGCCGAGGCCCAGGCGGCUGAGGACCAGCGCUUUGAGGCCGCCAGCGCCCGAAUCGGUGAGGAGUUCGACCGCGACUUGGACUACUACACACGCUCCUGGCUGCCGGCCCGCUCUGUUGUCGCCGACGCCUUCUCGCACCGGGCCGAGCACGACCCUGCCGGUAAGGGCCGCAUCCUCGUUUUCAAGGGCCAGUCCGUUCCGUGGAAGGACCACCUUUACACCCUCGAGCAGGAGAACCCCAGCGCGGGUGAGGUGGUGUAUGUCCUGUACCCGGAGAAGCCUACGCCCGACGCCAAGUGGAGGAUCCAAUGUGUGCCCGUCUCCAAGGACUCGUUCCAGAGCAGGCUGCCCCUGCCCGAGGCCUGGAGGGGUUUUAGGGACGAGGAGCUUGACAAGAUUACCGGUAUCCCGGGUUGCGUGUUUGUCCACGCUGCGGGCUUCAUUGGAGGUAACAAGACUUUCGAGGGCGCCAUGGCCAUGGCCCAGAAGGCACUUGAACUGGCAUGAGCUGCGGGGCAUGGUUGAGAGGAUGGUAUGACUGGAGACGACAAAAGCGAUGGACAAUUUGUCUCUUUUUUUUAUAGAAACAAGAUACCUG